Myripristis murdjan (pinecone soldierfish) is the source of this 1498-nucleotide messenger RNA. It is a transcript of the gene max, whose product is annotated as myc associated factor X. The coding region runs from base 153 to 650 and encodes 165 amino acids. Gene Ontology annotation, cellular component: RNA polymerase II transcription regulator complex. Gene Ontology annotation, molecular function: protein dimerization activity; DNA-binding transcription factor activity. NCBI's taxonomy places the organism in Eukaryota, Metazoa, Chordata, Actinopteri, Holocentriformes, Holocentridae. Gene Ontology annotation, biological process: positive regulation of transcription by RNA polymerase II. The record is from RefSeq and is a predicted model, not a curated record. The transcript has 5 exons.
AGUCACGUGGAGCCAGUCGCGAGUCCACCUCGGGUCUGUCCAAACAGAGCGAGCUGUUAGCGGGCUGUCUGGUGGAGAGCUGCUCGGUGCUAAUCUGAUUCAUGUUGGUUUUCAGUCGCCCGUUCCUUUAAACCAGACUACUUAAUCGAAGAAUGAGUGAUAACGAUGAUAUCGAAGUCGAUAGUGACGAAGAAUCACCGAGAUAUCACUCUGUGGCAGACAAACGGGCACACCACAAUGCGCUGGAGCGCAAGCGUAGGGACCACAUCAAAGACAGCUUUCACAGCCUCCGGGACUCCGUACCCGCCUUGCAAGGGGAAAAGCAAUCUAUCAAACAGGCGUCCCGAGCUCAAAUCCUAGACAAAGCCACAGAGUACAUCCAGUACAUGAGGCGGAAAAACCACACGCACCAGCAGGACAUCGACGACCUGAAGAGGCAGAACGCGCUGCUGGAGCAGCAAGUCCGUGCUCUGGAGAAGGUGAAGGGCUCCACCCAGCUCCAGACCAGCUACUCGUCGUCCGACAGCAGCCUGUACACCAACCCCAAAGGCAGCACUGUGUCAGCCUUCGACGGAGGCUCCGACUCCAGCUCCGAGUCUGAGAGUGAGGAGCCACCCAACAGGAAGAAGCUGCGUGUGGAGGCCAGCUAGAGAGGACCGCUGACCCGGCCGACGGGGUGGCCGGACACAGGCGGGUGAGGGGAACCGCAGCCUUCAGAGCUCUCCGACUCCCACUGACCCCUUCCCUUACGCCACCCCUCUCUCCCUGCCCCAAACGUUUUCCUCGUUCUCUCUCCUCCCAUCUCUGGGUGGGCUCGCACUGGAGACUCUCGAUCCCUCAACACCCCACCUUGCACCUCCUCUCCCACCAAGAUGGACUCUUUCUCCAUGCAGUCGCGGAGGAAGGGAAACGGGGGAGUCAGCAGGGUGGAAGAUGAGUGCUAAAAUUCAUAUAGAGAGCUUUGUUUCUUUUUCUCUUGCCCCACCUCCCAUUCUCUCUGUUCUUUUCUUUGAUUCUCCAGCAUUGGUAUUUCCCCCCAGCAACAUCAACAAUCCACAACCCAAAAUGAGGCAGCUUGGCUACUUAAGGACUUGAUGCUUUUUGUACCCUCGAUAUAGUCCCUUCUCCCCGGGUUCUUUUUGGGGGGCGGGUGGGAGGGCGCACCAGGUGUACUCCUCCAAGCACUGCUAUAUAUAUUUUUUUGUUUUGUUUAUUUUGUUGAUUAUUCUUGAUAAAAACCUGUUUAGAAUUUACACACACGCCUAGAAGAAUUGUCAUGGAGAAGUUUACCUUUUUAAAAAAAAUGAAUAAAACAUUUGUAGCCUACUUUUCCACUGAAGAAUGUGAAGAUGCUUUGAAGCAAAUGUUAGUGAUACCCACCUCAGGCCCACUGGAUUGCAGAUGUUUUCCAUUUUGACACGUUUGUUAACAGAAGAGAGAAAAAAAAAAAACGUACAACUCCUUUGUCGAAAUUGAUGUUUUGGAAAAGAGGAGAAAA